Oncorhynchus kisutch (coho salmon) is the source of this 9322-nucleotide messenger RNA. It is a transcript of the gene pi4kaa, whose product is annotated as phosphatidylinositol 4-kinase, catalytic, alpha a. The transcript is spliced from 51 exons. Gene Ontology annotation, molecular function: 1-phosphatidylinositol 4-kinase activity. The record is from RefSeq and is a predicted model, not a curated record. Gene Ontology annotation, cellular component: cytoplasm; plasma membrane. Gene Ontology annotation, biological process: phosphatidylinositol phosphate biosynthetic process; phosphatidylinositol-mediated signaling. Lineage: Eukaryota; Metazoa; Chordata; Actinopteri; Salmoniformes; Salmonidae. Bases 501 to 6794 code for a protein of 2097 amino acids.
AUUAUUGAGUCUGUUUGCCUCUUAUAACAGGGUGAUUUUUAAAGUGUUUUGGGCAUCUUACAACUGAAGUAUUGUUUGCAGACCAUAAUACCAUAGAAUAAGAUAACAGGAGUAGUUAUCGUCAAGGUCCUAAAGCUGCAUCCUCCCACAUCAAGAUGUUUGUGUGACCACAUGAGCCUUCAAACCUAUUGUUUAUAAUCCCCUAUUCAUUGUCAACCCAACUGGAACAUUUGACAUUUAAUUAAUCUUAUAUAAUUCUUCAAUUUCUGGUUCUCAGCAGACAUGAUUUGAGAAACAUUCGAGUUCUCAAAUUGUUUGACUUCAAAACCUUGAUCAUUGCUUACCAUUAACAACGCAUUUUUCUAAUGACCUUGUACUGCGCCGUAUGAACUCACGUGCUCGCCGUAGUUGUUGGUGUCCGCUAUCUAGUUAGCUUGCCCUCUUCGCAGUGGUAAGCGCUGUAAAAUGUUCUUUCUACCUGUUUGUGUUGAAUUAUAAAAAUGUCUGCGAAAGCAACAGGAACCAGAGGGUUUUAUUUCAAUACUGUCUUGUCCUUGGCGCGCUCUUUGGCCGCACACCGCCCUGCGCCAAUAGAUAAGGUCCAGAAGCUACAAUGCAUGUGUCCAGUAGAUUUCAGAGGGGUGUUCCAGCUGGACGAGAGAAGGAGGGAUGCGGUCAUAGCUCUGGGCAUCUUCCUGGUCGAGUCGGACCUACAGCACAAAGACGCUAUCAUCCCCUACCUGUUGGGGCUGCUGAAGGGACUUCCCAGAGUUCAAUGGAUCGAAGAAAGCUCUGGAAGCAAGGGACUUGAGAUCCUGCCGGUAGCAGAGAACUUCUGCUUCUGUCUGGGCACUCUUCUAUCUGACGUUGCCCAGCGAGAUAACACCUUGCGAGGACAGAUCCUGGAGGCCAUCAUGGACAUAAUGCAGGUCCUGCUGGACAUCUGCCUGGACCCAGAGAGCCAUGAUAAAGAAUACCUGUGCCGGUACACUGUGCCCUGCCUGUUGGGCGUGGCCCGGGCCUUCGGUCGCUAUAGCAACACAGAGGAGCCCCUGCUGUCCAAGCUAUUCCCGCGGGCGGGAGCCCCGCUGCUGUCCGGUGCCGAGGAGGCAGACCCGUCACGACGGCGCUCCUUCAACGACUUCCGCUCCAUCAUGCCGGCCUCGCUGCUCACAGUUUGUCAGGGAGACACCAUCAGGCGCAAAGGAAGUUCCGUGUCCAGCAUAUCACAGCAGGCCAGUCCAGAGCGAGCAGGACUGACCCUCAGCUGCCCAGUUGAUCCCUCUGCACAGUACUUUGAAGGCUCCUAUCUCCCUGAUGGUAGUGCUGUGGACCCAGACUAUUACUUCUCCACCAUCAGUUCUAGUUUCUCUGUGUCUCCUCUGUUCACGGGCAGUGCCCAGGGAGAGUUUGACGUCCCUCUGGACAUUCUGCGCCAGCUCCUCAAUAUGGUUGAGCAGUUUGUCGCUGAAUCCUUUCUGAAAACACUGGAUGACACCUUGCAGGAACUUCUGGAGUUGAACCCAGGUAUGCACCUGCACUACAGGACCUUCAGUGAUCCUCUGUAUGUGACCAUCUUCAAGAUGCUCAGAGACACGCUGUACAACCUGAAAGACCUGCAGACGGGCUAUGUGAAGGAGGUUCAUGACUUUGUCCUGGAGCAGUUCAGUAGUAGCCAGUCAGAGCUGCAGAGGAUCCUACAUGAUGUAGAUCACCUCCACAGUGAGCUGAGUCCUCUGAAGCUACGCUGCCAGGCGAAUGCUGCCUGCGUCGACCUCAUGGUCUGGGCCGUCACUGAGGAGCAGGGAGCUGAGAACCUGUGUACCAAGCUGUCGGAGAAGCUGCAGUCCAAGACGUCCAGUAAAGUUAUCAUCGCUCACAUGCCCCUGCUCAUCUGCUGUCUACAGGGUCUGGGUCGUCUGUGUGAGCGGUUCCCGGUGGUGGCUCACUCUGUCACCAUGUCUCUCAGAGACUUCCUGGUUGUCCCCUCUCCUGUCCUGGUCAAGUUGUACAAGUACCACAGCCAGUACACUACAGGGACAGGUGAGGUCAAGAUCCACGUGACCAAUGAGCACUCCCAGUCUACGUUCAGUGCUCACGCUAAUAAGAAGAGCCAGCCCUCCAUGUACGAACAGCUCCGAGACAUCUCCAUAGACAACAUCUGCAGCUGUCUGAAGGCUGGUCUGACUAUGGACAGUGUUAUAGUGGAGGCUUUCCUAGCCAGCCUGUCCAACCGUCUCUACAUCUCUCAGGAGAAUGACAAAGAGGCCCACUUGAUCCCAGACCACACCAUCAGAGCCCUGGGACACAUCGCGGUGGCUCUGAGGGACACGCCCCGCGUCAUGGAGCCCAUCCUGCAGAUCCUACAGCAGAAGUUCUGCCAGCCGCCGUCACAGCUAGACGUACUCAUUAUAGAUCAGCUGGGAUGCAUGGUCAUCACUGGGAAUCAAUAUAUCUACCAGGAGGUGUGGAACCUGUUCCAGCAGAUCAGUGUGAAGGCCUCCUCAAUGGUCUACUCCACCAAGGACUACAAGGACCACGGAUACAGACACUGUUCCCUGGCGGUGAUCAAUGCGUUAGCAAACAUAGCAGCUAACCUGGCCGCAGAGCAGAUGGUAGAUGAGCUGCUGGUCAACCUACUGGAGCUGUUUGUCCAGCUUGGACUGGAGGGCAAGAGGGCCAGCGAGAGGGCCUCGGACAAGGGCCCCGCACUGAAGGCGUCAAGCAGUGCAGGAAACCUUGGCGUACUGAUUCCUGUUAUUGCCGUGCUGACAAAGCGUCUGCCGCCCAUCAAGGAAGCGAAGCCUCGCCUGCAGAAGCUGUUCAGAGACUUCUGGCUCUACUCUGUGGUGAUGGGCUUCGCUGUUGAGGGAUCAGGUCUGUGGCCAGAGGAGUGGUAUGAGGGAGUGUGUGAGAUCGCCACCAAGUCGCCCCUCCUCACUUUCCCCAGUGGAGAACCUCUACGCUCUGAACUACAGUACAACUCUGCCCUGAAGAACGACACUGUCACCGCAGCGGAGCUGAAUGACCUGAGAAGCACCAUUAUAAACCUGCUAGAUCCUCCUCCUGAGGUGUCUGCUCUCAUCAACAAACUAGACUUCGCCAUGUCGACCUACCUACUGUCUGUCUACAGGCUGGAGUACAUGAGGAUGCUGCGUGCUCUAGACUCUGACCGUUUCCAGGUGAUGUUCCGCUACUUUGAGGACAGAGCCAUCCAGAAGGACAAGUCUGGUAUGAUGCAGUGUGUGAUAGCCGUUGGGGACAAAGUGUUUGAGGUCUUCCUACAGAUGAUGGCUGAGAAGCCGAAGACUAAAGCCCACGAGGAGGAGUUGGAGCGCCACGCUCAGUUCCUAUUGGUCAAUUUCAACCACAUCCACAAGAGGAUCCGUAGGGUGGCCGACAAAUACCUGUCAGGUCUGGCCGAAACGUUCCCCCACCUGCUGUGGAGUGGCCGCGUACUGAAGACGAUGCUGGACAUCCUGCAGACCCUCUCCCUCUCCCUCGGCGCGGACAUCCAUAAGGACCAGCCGUACUACGACAUCCCGGACACCCCCUACAGGAUCACUGUACCAGACACAUACGAGGCCAGAGAGAGCAUAGUGAAGGACUUUGCUGCUCGCUGUGGGGAGAUCCUGAAAGAAGCCAUGAAGUGGGCCCCCUCUGUCACCAAGUCACACCUACAGGAGUACCUGAACAAGCAUCAGAACUGGGUGUCAGGUCUGUCCCAGCACACUGGCCUGGCUAUGGCUACAGAGAGCAUCCUGCACUUCGCUGGCUACAACAGACAGAGCACUACGCUAGGGAUCACUCAGCUGACAGAGAGGCCAGCCUGUGUGAAGAAAGACUACUCCAACUUCAUGGCCUCACUCAACCUGAGGAAUCGCUAUGCUGGAGAGGUGGCAGGUAUGAUUCAUUUCAUUGAGGCGGUGCGUAGCCAGUCAGACCUGUCCACCCUGAUGGUCAAACAGAUGACAGAGGCUCUUGACACUCAGAACCCUGAGGCCUUCACUGAGAACAUGUUCAAACUGGCUGCUCUGCUCAUCAGCACGAAAGAGUGUGAUCCUCAGCUGCUGCACCACCUGUGUUGGUCUCCUCUGAAGAUGUUUACAGAGCACGGCAUGGAGACGGCUAUCGCCUGCUGGGAAUGGCUCCUGGCUGCUCGCACUGGAGUGGAGGUCCCGUUCAUGCGUGAGAUGGCGGGGGCGUGGCAGAUGACAGUGGAGCUGAAGAUGGGCUUGUUCUCUGAUGCUCAGGUGGAGGCUGAUCCCCUAGCAGCCUCAGAGGAGAGUCAGCCUGUCCCCUGUCCCCCCGACGUCACCCCUCACUGCAUUUGGAUAGAGUUUCUGGUUCAGAGGUUUGAGAUAGCUAAAUAUUCCAGUGAAGACCAGGUGGAGAUAUUCGGGAGCCUAUUACAACGCUCGCUCUCCCUCAAUGUAGGCGGGGCCAAGAGCAGCCUCAACCGCCACGUAGCCGCCAUCGGACCUCGCUUUAGGCUCCUAACUCUGGGUCUAGCACUGCUCCAUUCUGACGUAGUCACCAACACCACCAUCAGAAAUGUCCUCCGAGAGAAGAUCUACUCCACCGCCUUCGACUACUUCAGUGCCCCUCCUAAGUUCCCUACUCAGGGGGACAAGCGUCUGCGCGAGGACAUCAGCUUCAUGAUUCGUUUCUACGCCAGCAUCCUGUCGGACAAGAAGUACCUGGCGGCGUGCCAGCUGGUUCCUCCCGACAACCAGGACCCGUCUUUGAACAGUCUGUCUGUGAUGACGGCCCAGGACCCCAGGAGCACCAUGUCUCAUGACUCCAGCUCCCGCUCCCAGCAGAGUGGCCAGAGUGGCUGGAUCAACACCUACCCUCUGUCCUCUGGCAUGUCCACCGCCUCCAAGAAGUCAGGCAUGUCUAAGAAGAGUAACAGAGGGACUCAGCUCCAUAAGUACUACAUGAAGCGUCGGACCCUGCUGCUGGCCUUACUGGCCAGUGAGAUUGAGCGGUUGACUACCUGGUACAACCCUCUGUGCACCCAGGAGUUGGCCAUCGCUACAGAACAGUCCGUGGAGACCAGCAUCGCCAACUGGAGGUCCAAGUACAUCAGCCUCAGUGAGAAACAGUGGAAAGACAACGUCAACCUGGCCUGGAGUAUAGCUCCUUAUCUGGCUAUGCAGCUACCUGCCAGGUUUAAGAACGAUGCGAUCGUGGCUGAGGUGACCCGGCUGGUGAGGCUGGACCCUGGAGCGGUCAGUGACGUACCUGAGGCCGUCAAGUUCCUGGUGACGUGGCACACCAUUGAUGCAGACUCUCCAGAGCUGAGUCAUAUCCUGUGUUGGGCUCCUGCUGACCCUCCCACCGGCCUGUCCUACUUCUCCUCCAUGUACCCUCCGCAUCCCCUCACCGCUCAGUACGGGGUCAAAGUACUACGGUCGUUUCCUCCGGAUGCCAUCCUGUUUUACAUUCCUCAGAUAGUUCAGGCCCUGCGCUAUGACAAGAUGGGCUAUGUGAGAGAGUACAUCCUGUGGGCGGCCCAGAAGUCUCAGCUGUUGGCCCACCAGUUCAUCUGGAACAUGAAGACGAACAUCUACCUGGACGAAGAGGCACACCACAAAGACCCCGACAUCGGGGAUCUGUUGGAGGAGAUGGUUGAGGAGAUAAUAGGUGCUCAGUCUGGUGCAGCUAAAGACUUCUUCCAGAGAGAGUUUGACUUCUUCGACAAAAUCACCAACGUAUCUGCAAUCAUUAAGCCCACCCCAAAGGGAGAUGAGAGGAAGAGGGCCUGUCUCAAGGCUCUGUCUGACAUCAAAGUCCAGCCAGGCUGCUAUCUGCCCAGUAACCCAGAAGCCAUCGUACUAGACAUCGACUACAAGUCUGGAACACCCAUGCAAAGUGCUGCCAAGGCCCCGUACCUAGCUAAGUUCAAGGUGAAGCGUUGUGGGGUCAGUGAGCUGGAGAAGGAGGGUCUGCGUUGUCAGUCAGACUCUCAGGACGGGGAGGACAGCGAAGAAGUAGCUCGCAGGAUCGUCUGGCAAGCUGCCAUCUUUAAAGUGGGCGACGACUGCAGACAGGACAUGCUGGCUCUCCAGAUCAUUGGUCUGUUUAAGAACAUCUUCCAGCUGGUGGGACUGGACCUGUUUGUGUUUCCCUACAGAGUGGUUGCUACUGCCCCCGGGUGUGGUGUGAUCGAGUGUAUCCCUGACUGUAAGUCCCGUGACCAGCUGGGCAGACAGACGGACUUUGGGAUGUACGAUUAUUUCAGGAACCAGUACGGAGAUGAGUCCACUCUGGCCUUUCAGAAGGCGAGGUACAACUUCAUCCGUAGUAUGGCAGCCUACAGCCUGCUGCUCUUUCUGCUGCAAAUCAAAGAUAGACACAACGGGAACAUCAUGCUGGACAGCAAGGGACACCUCAUCCACAUAGACUUUGGCUUCAUGUUUGAGAGUUCUCCUGGUGGUAACCUGGGCUGGGAGCCGGACAUCAAGCUGACUGAUGAGAUGGUGAUGAUCAUGGGAGGCAAGAUGGAAGCCACUCCCUUCAAAUGGUUCAUGGAGAUGUGUGUCAGGGGGUACCUGGCCGUCAGGCCCUACAUGGACGCGGUGGUGUCUCUGGUCACUUUGAUGCUGGACACUGGACUACCAUGCUUCAGAGGACAGACCAUCAAACUGCUCAAGCAGCGGUUCAACCCCAGUAUGAGUGAGAAGGAGGCGGCCGCUUACAUCAUCAAGGUCAUCCAGAGCUGCUUCCUCAGCAGCAGGAGCAAGACCUAUGAUAUGCUGCAGUAUUACCAGAACCAGAUCCCAUACUAAAGACCUGCUGCAGUAUUAUCACAUACUUGGACCUGUCUGAUAUGAGUCCUUAUUCCCUCUAUAUAUGCAGUAACCUCUGCUUUUUAUCCUGUUUGUAAGGUCAGAGGUUGUCCUGUACAAAGUCAUUCUCUUCAGCUAGCUAGCAUCAAGCAUCUUGUGCACUUUAUAGAUCAUUGUAUUUCACCCACCUGAUUGGACCCUGAUCAAGAGUUGUUACACCAGACUGGAGAAUUCACACUAACCUAUCAAUCAACUAACCAACCAAUCAGUCGAUUCCUGCGAAAGGCAAUCACACAACCGGUUACUGAACUCCAAUACAAUCAGCAAAUAUCACGGUCAUAGUACAUAUCACAUAUCAAUCAUAUACUAAUGCUGUGUGUGUGUUUUAGUAGUCAAAAGCGAUAAGAGUAGAUCUUCUCUCGGGGGACAUUUCUAAUGGUGGCGCUAGUGACUAUAUCUGUCUUGAAUCAAUAACAUUGUGUGUGUGUGUGUGUGUGUGUGUGUGUGUGUGUGUGUGGACUUGUUUAACUAUUCUUGUGGGGACCAGUUUUCCCCACAAGCAUAGUAGUCCCCACAAGAAUAGUAAUCAAACAAAUAUUUGACAAACUGGGGACAUUUUGUUAGUCCCCACAAGGUCUAAUGCUAUUUCUAGGGGGGUUAGGAGCUAGGGUUAGUUUUGGGGUUAAGGUUAGGUUUUUGGGUUAAGAGUAGGGCUUAGGGAAAAUAGGAUUUUGAAUGGGACUGAAUUGUGUCCCCACAAGGUUAGCUGUACCACACUCAGUGUGUGUGCGCGUGUAUCAGCUCCAAGGUGGUUGGGUCCAGUUUAGGAUAAACCAAUGUUGUUUGUUUACCUACUAACUCUGCAUGUCUUAAGACCAGACCUUUACUAGUAUUAACAUCUUACAUUGGUUUAGUUAGCUGUCUUAAACGUGUGUGAUUUCUAUUUGGAGACAUUCCUCUUUCUGUACAAAAAGAUUUUCACCUUCGACCCUCUACUUGAAUCUCCAGGAUUUGGGUUUAGUAUUAUGAUGAUGGUAGUGAUGAUAAUGAUAACUAUGAAGACCCAAAAAGCCAUUUCUCUAAUCCUUGGCACAAACAGAAGUGUAAUUACAUAACUACUCUCCUCUGACGUUAUGCAAGAUGUUACCGUCUUAAUGUGUGUCAACAUAUGAGAUUGCUGUCAUUAUCCCUUCAAAAACCCUGCUGUCGUGCUGUACUAAAUGUUCUGUCUUUAUGAAGAUGUUUUACUUGAUAGUCUGUAAAGAUAAUGAAUCUUACAUCUGUUUAUCAUUUUAGAUUAGAAUGGUAUGUAUUAUAUUUGUUCUGAAUGGAUAUGUUAUAAUUCACUUAAGGGUAUUUUACUUGGAUGUAUAAGAUGAAAUAACCUAUGUAUGUAUUACAGAUUUGUAAUAUGAAGGAAAUUACAGAGGGCUGUAUGUUUGUAAUAACUAACAAGACAUGCAUUUCAGACCAAUAAGAGCUGUUACAUUAUUAACCCCUAGUUGUACAAGCCUGAGUCCAUUGCUGUAGUCUUUUAAUUGGACUAUUGUCGUUUGAUUUAAUGUCUGUUUUCUACUGUCCUCUGUCAGCCACUGUCUGCACCUUUUUUGUGGUUUCCGGUCUAAGUUCUACCAUAGCAAUCUCUCUCUCUGUGUGUGUGCACGUUUCUAGAAUCUUAGUAGAGAGCACAUUACACCCCCCCCCCCCCCCCCCCCCCCAAUGUAUAAUUGUGAUUGAGUGCUGAAACAUAAACCCCAGUUGCAGCUACAAACACUUGAUGUCUGUGUCAUUUGAUCUACUUCUGCGGUUUUGAAACGUUAUCAUUAAGACCUGGGUAUGAGAUUAUCCUUGCCAGAACAGGUGCUACUCUACUGCACUUAAACAUUUUGCACUUGUCCAAAACCACUGUCCAAAAGAGAAACAACGAUGAGGAUUUUCAGGCAGCGGCGACUCUGUUUCCAAGCAUUUGCUCCCACCCCCUGCCAACUGGCCUAUGUAACCUUUUUUUUAAUUGAUGACUUUAAACAUCAUUUCGUGGUGAGCUGGGCUGAAGGGGGGAAAAAGCCCAGUAGUAUUAAAAUAGGUCCUCAGAUGCUCCAGCGCUUACCGUUUUAGAUUAUUGGUUACCAAGGCCUACUGUGCCUUCCUGCCCCAUGCGGCUCUAAAUCAGGCCUUUCUGCCCCACGUGCUGAUCUGUGGGGGGGUAAGGUGGGUGAAUUAGAUUAAACGGCAUGUAGUCUCGAAGAAUCAGUUGGUUGAUCUCAGAUCCACCAGAUUACUGCCUGCCACAAGCAUCUUAGGUGGCCAGUAAUAAACUAAAACUAAGAGCAUUGUAUUUGGUACAAAUAAUUCCCUAAAUUCUAGACCUCAGCUGAAUCUGGUAAUGAAUGGUGUGGCUGUUGAACAAGUUGAGGAGACUAACUUGGUGUUACCUUAGAUUGUAAACUGUCAUGGUCAAAACAUAUAGAUUCAAUGGUUGUAAAGAUGGGGAGAGGUCUGUCUAAUAAAGAGAUGCUCUGCUCCACAAA